CUACUAUUUCACACCCCAUUCUGCUUACUAAUUAUAUACUGACAAAUAAAGAACAAGUCUCUCCUGAAUUAGCAGCAUAUUAGCUCAGAAAGAGCCCCAGCUGGCAUCAGGAUAUUCUUGCCACCCCCACCUUCUACUUCACAUUAAUCCUCCAUAUUGUCCAACAAUUUUAACUUUUUGCGCAGGUCCUCUUCGGGUCUAUUUCCACUUCCACUUUCUUUUUUUUAAGGAUUACCUGAAUUUGCAGCAUAUUAGUGCAGAAAGAGCGCCAGACAAGAGAAAAAUCUUGCUACUUCACAUUAUUCUCCCAUAUUGUCCAUAAAAUUUCCACUUUCCACUUUUUUCAUCUGAGCUCACGCUUUAGGUGUUAUAUAGCGUCCUCUUCCCAUUUAAAAUUCCCUUGUAAUUCAACCCAAAUGUAUAUUUAUUAAAACAGGAACUUCUUUUUUAAGUAUCACCGACUAGUCACUAUACCAUUUAAGAAAAGUCAAUACAUUUCUCCAUCUGCGGUCACUACUCUCUUUCAGCUGGGCCAAUAGGGGUGGGGUUCGGUGCUAUAUUUGUACUUCACCUAGCUUAUAACCAAAUUCAAAUGCAUGCCGUUUUAGCUAUAUAUUUCCAUAUUUAGGUGGACAAGUGUAUAGCGGUGCAUGCAACAACUUGCAUCUUUAUGUUGACAAGUGUUAAGGGUUACUGCAGCUGAGCUAAGAGAGAAGGAAAGUUAGGGCUUUGUAGACAUUUCACAGAAAUUAUCUGCUAGCUGUUCAUUAAUGGCGUCCAAGACAACGGUGAGAUCUUCAGCAACGAUCUUCAUCUCUGUUCUCCUCUUCAUCGGUGUUAUCGUCUCUAUGCGAUUGCUGCACUCUUCCUUUGAAAUUACCAUUGCAGGAUAUUCUCCACGAAAGUCAAUAUUAACCCCCAUAACACGCCACAAUCACACUGAUACAAUCCCAGCUAACUCAAAAGAGCCCCAUAAGAAACUGGAACUCGUAACAUUUCACAAUCACACUGAUGCAACACCAGCAGUCUCAAAGCCGCCCCAAAAGAAACUGGAAGUCCAACUAAAUUGUACACUUGGAAACCUCACAAGGAGUUGCCCAGCUUCUUACUACCCGUCAAAAUUCACGGAUCAAAACCAAGCCACUUCAUCAGCUCCUCCGCCUACAUGUCCAGAUUACUUCCGCUGGAUCUAUGAUGACCUAUGGCCUUGGAGAGAAACAGGAAUCACCGAAGAAAUGGUGAUGCGAGCCAGAAGGACGGCAAAUUUUCGGUUGGUGAUAGUGAAAGGAAGAGCAUAUGUUGAGACAUAUCGGAAGUCAUUUCAAAGCAGGGACCAAUUCACAUUGUGGGGUAUUUUACAAAUGUUACGUAGGUACCCUGGUCAAGUUCCUGAUUUGGACCUGAUGUUCGACUGUGUUGACUGGCCAGUCAUUAGUACUGAAUUCUACCGACGCCCUAAUGCCCCUGCUCCUCCACCUCUGUUCCGAUACUGUGGUAACAAUACCAGUUUGGAUAUUGUUUUUCCAGAUUGGUCAUUCUGGGGAUGGCCAGAGAUUAAUAUAAAGCCUUGGGAAAUUUUAUCGAAGGAUUUAAGAAAAGGCAAUGAGAAGGUGAAAUGGACCGACAGAGAACGAUAUGCCUAUUGGAAGGGCAAUCCUGUUGUUGCUGAAACCAGGAUGGAUCUGCUCAAGUGCAAUGUUUCAGAAAAGCAGGACUGGAAUGCACGAGUAUACGCUCAGGACUGGAUUCAAGAACAGAAGCAAGGUUACAAGCAAUCAGACUUAGCUAGUCAGUGCAUAUACAGAUACAAGAUUUAUAUAGAAGGAUCUGCGUGGUCUGUGAGUGAAAAAUACAUUCUGGCCUGUGAUUCUGUUACAUUACUUGUAGAACCCCACUACUACGAUUUCUACACCAGAGGUUUGAUGCCACUGAAACAUUACUGGCCCGUAAAAGACACUGACAAAUGCCGAUCUAUCAAGCAUGCUGUUGACUGGGGCAAUACUCAUCAACAAGAGGCACAGGCCAUUGGUAAGGCAGCAAGCAAUUUCAUUCAAGAACAACUCAACAUGGAUUAUGUGUAUGACUACAUGUUCCAUCUAUUGAGCGAGUACGCAAAGCUCUUGAAAUACAAGCCCGUUAUACCACUAAAAGCAGUUGAGCUUUGUUCAGAGGCAAUGGCAUGCGCAGCUGAAGGAGUGACAAAGAAGUUCAUGUUAGAAUCUCUCGUUGAAGGUCCCUCGGACGCGAUACCUUGCACCAUGCCACCCCCCUUUGGUCCUGCAGGUCUUCACUCUAUUCUUGAUAGAAAAGAAAAUUCAAUAAAACAAGUUGAAUCGUGGGAACAACAAUACUGGAAGAAAGAAAGCAAACAACAGUGAAGAGUUUACGUUUUCUUACUCAUAGCUUACACGUACAAGUGGGGUAUAUUUUGUUAAUAAGAGUUUUUUGUAUUAAUCAUCCAACACUGUGAAGGAGCACGAACAUUAAAUCUUGGUGUUGAGACAACAUACAUGUAGGAGUAAAAUUCUCAGCUACAGCCUUUUCUUUUUUUAGA
Messenger RNA from Nicotiana attenuata, 2554 nucleotides. Its product is annotated as O-glucosyltransferase rumi homolog. NCBI's taxonomy places the organism in Eukaryota, Viridiplantae, Streptophyta, Magnoliopsida, Solanales, Solanaceae. The record is from RefSeq and is a predicted model, not a curated record. The transcript has 7 exons. Bases 771 to 2378 code for a protein of 535 amino acids.